UCGUACCGAUAUAUUCAGACGUGACUAUACUUGGUGCAAAACUUUUUAAUUUAGGUUUCGCUUGAAAAACCGUUAUUUUUAAACCGGUUUUAAGAUAAUAAUUCUUGUCAAAUUAACCGGUUUAGAAGUUUCACACACACAUAUAAACUUUAUUUGGGUCUGGGGAAAUGGUUGGGCCGCUCCAAUUGGUGUGACUACUUACAAAAUGUAAUAAUAAUAGUAAUGUAAUAUCAUAUAUAAAAAUCAAGAGUGAGAUUAAGUUACAAUAUUUUUUGACAGCUUUAAAGCGUCUGGUAAAAGUUACCACCGGCGGUAAUGGCCUGGCAAUGUUGAUUAUCAAUUUUUUUACAUUAUUUUCUAUAACAUACAUAACAAUCAGCCGUGAGAAUUCAAGAAAAGUGAUUAAUAUAAUAUUUACCUAACUUUAGCACCUUGUGCCGGACAAAUGGCCGUCGGGCCGAUAUAGCAAGUAUGCAGACAUUAAAGGUACAUACUCUAGCACUAAAUUAUCCCAUUCAUUAUAUUCAUGAGAAAAUAAGUAAAGCAUGGCGGCUCUGGGAUCUUGAUCUAAAGAUACAACAUUAAGCGUGAAUACCGUAAUCCACUGAAUUAUUAUUGCUAUGUAACUCAAUGUUCGAAACGAAUCUCUCUCGUAACACAAACUAAUUUAAAAUAUUUAUUUUUUAUAAUUUCUAAUUUAUUUUUAUAUAAAGUAGUUAAAUGUUGCAUAUAGCGUUGUUGUAACACGGGCAUUACAUUUAAUUCAACCAAACAAUUGAAAGCUAUGAUAUGACAUAUCAAUGUCAUUUCGAGCAUCAAACGUCCGAGAUAGUAUUUACGUUUAGUAGCAAAUGUACACAGUGUACACACUCGUACUAAACACUUAUCAAUAUGUCAACAGGCUCGAAGGCAAGUGUAUACGCUCGUGAGGGCCUUAUAAGAUAAAAAUAAAUUAUUGAUAUCUUUAUUAAUAAAUUAUUAUAGUUAAUUAGAAUACCGGUGUCUUUGAGAAAGUUACUUAAUUUAAGCUCAGGGAUGCACCCUUGAAAUUAACCUACAUGAAAGCGUAUUCUGAUUGUAAUUACGGGAUAUACAUUUGUUCUGGAUUCGUUAUGGUUAUGGCCCGUCACUGUUAAAAGUGACAUUUGUUUAAUCAUGUCCAUCUUUUAAUAAGAGGCUAAUUUAAAUAGAGACAUGAAAAAUACAUAGCAACAGUUUUAAAUACAACAGCCAAUACGUAGGUAAACAUUACAUUACCGCCGCCCAUGGACACCUGCAGCACCAGGGGGGUUUUUAAGUGCGUUGCCGGCAUUUAACAUACGCUCUUUUCUUGAAGGUUGAAGCUCGUCCAUAACAAAUCCAGAUCAAAUUAAUUUUUAAUUGCAGUUCAGCUUUAACAGUUGACAUAAUCUAUGACUCAGCUGGCCUUAUAUCACUUUCCUAUUUUUUCUAUAAGUUUGACCAAAGGUCACCGCCGGGUCGCGACCAUGGGCCAGAGCGUGAGAAAUUGCCUAUCUCGGUCAACUCGACCAAUCCGUGCCACUAGGAGAGUACUGGUGCCAGUUGGAGACUAGCUACUUACCAUACAACUUGUCAAUUAAUUGUUGAAGAUGAUCUGGAUUUUUGUGGUGCUGUGCUUGUUUUUGGGGAGUGUGGAACUCCAAGAAACCAGUGACAAUAUAGAGACUCUAAAAGAGGAGGAUCUCCAAAAUGUAGAGCUGGAACCACUGGAAGCGGUAUGCCCUGAGCUCAGUGGACAGAUUAUAGGUGGAAGAGCCAGUUCCAUUAACAGGCAUCCUUAUCAGGUGUCGAUGGUUCUGAAUCGGAACUCCUUCUGCGGCGGGUUCAUCAUCAGUCAAGAUUAUAUUAUGACUGCAGCGCAUUGUGUUAACAAUACGGCUCCGUCUGCCAUCCGUCUCCGUGUCGGCUCGACCCGGCGCGACUCCGGUGGCCGUAUCGUCCGUGUCUCCACCGUAUCAGUACACCCGCAAUACGGACGGCCGGCGUUUGACCAUGACAUAGCCGUGUUGAGAUUGGCUCAGCCGCUAGCUUGGAGUGCUGCAGUUAGACCUAUACGGUUACCGGCAAGGGGACAGGCUGUGCCGUUAGUCAGAUUGACUGUUACUGGCUGGGGGCUAACUGCCCCUCGGGGCCGUCGGAUCCCUCGAAUCAUGAUGGAAGCAAAUGUACCAGUGGUACCACACUGGUUGUGUCAACUCUCAUACGGGGACUCUUUGACCAACAACAUGUUCUGUGGGGGACACUUCCUUAUAGGAGGGGUGUCUUCCUGUCAGGGAGACUCCGGCGGCCCCGCCGUAUUCCAAGGCGUCGCGUAUGGCGUUGUCUCUUUCGCACGUGGCUGUGCUCUCCCUCUUUCACCAACUGUGUUCACGAACAUCGCCGCACUCAGGGACUGGGUUACCACUACCACUGGACUUUAGACUUUAUCCCGUCGACAUAAGGAUUAUUUUACAAUAAACAAAGAGACUUAGCUGAACAUGGUUACACAUUUUCAAUAGGGUAUUUUAUUAUGUAUUUACAACUAUAAUUUUCACUAAGCAACAAUUAAGUGAACUAACAUUCAUUAUACAACUAUGUAUAAAUCUAAGUUCGGCAGAAACGAAGUAUAGGGCUUUCGGGUUACAGGCUCGUUGAUGUCGUUUGUUCUAUACAGUGGGAAAAUAUUUCAUAAUAAAUAUUAUAGUUCACUGAAUUGUUGCAUAAUGAAAAUUAUAUUUGUUCAAAUGGUUUGAUAGGAUAACUUCAGUUCAGAAGUGUCAUAAUAGACAUAGUGUAUCUAUUUAACAUAAAAAUAUGCCAUUAUUUAAUUCAUGAACAUGAAGCCCUAAUCCAAAGCUUAAAGCUUAGUAGACGAAUAGAAAAAUGUUUUUUCCGGGAAGAUAUCGGUUUCAAACGAAAACAAAAUUCUAGGGGUCAACGAGGACAAAUGGAUUAAAAUAAAAAAGUAAAAUACCCUAUGGCGAAUAUUUGCUAGCGAUCUCGGAGGUACCUUAAAGCCAAAGUGACUCAAAUCCAGUUUUUAUUACAUGUGAUUAUAAACUUAAUCAUUCAGAUCUUAAAAUAGAUAAUCGUGUGAACUUUAUUUUGGAUUUGGGUCACUCAACGUCUGUGAUAGAAUCUUUAAAUACAUUGUGCUAGUUUAUUUUAGAGCUGGCAACGAUUUGUUUUCAUACGUUUUUAAAUAAAUAUUGGAAUUUGAAGUUGUUUUCUUUAACGUUUUAAUUGACAUAUGAGUUCUAAUGAGUUUGGAAAGUGUUGAAAGUGAUGUUGCGACAGUUGCUAAUCGUCACUUUGAAAAAAACUUUUCGGUAUCUUGUACUGUCGUUGUCAACGAAAAAAUGUCGAAUGUACGAGUUGCAUACAAAAUUACAGCGUUUAACUAAACAGCUGCGAGAGACGACAUUUUAUUCAAAGUAGUGACAAAAUCACUUAUCUCACAACGUGUUUUUCCGUUAAUUUCAAGGGUGCAUUCCUGAGCUUAAAU
Cydia pomonella (codling moth) is the source of this 3505-nucleotide messenger RNA. RefSeq names its product trypsin-like. Gene Ontology annotation, molecular function: serine-type endopeptidase activity. The record is from RefSeq and is a predicted model, not a curated record. The coding region runs from base 1611 to 2441 and encodes 276 amino acids. NCBI's taxonomy places the organism in Eukaryota, Metazoa, Arthropoda, Insecta, Lepidoptera, Tortricidae. The transcript has 6 exons. Gene Ontology annotation, biological process: proteolysis.